UUCGAACUACAAGUCGUUUGACGAGAACCGCAGCGACGACGUCGAGCCGAUGGUCGUCGAGGUAGACGAGAACGACCGGUACGGCAACGCCGGAUCCGAUUCGAGAAAGUCGCGGAAGAUUGAUUGUACGGAGGAGGCCGAUUCGGCGCUGAGGACCGAGAAUUUCUCGGCCGACGACACGUCGGCGCGGACGCUGAAGCGGCCGAGGCUCGUGUGGACCCCGCAGCUGCACAAGCGGUUCGUGGACGUGGUGGCCCACCUGGGGAUCAAGAACGCGGUGCCCAAAACGAUUAUGCAGCUGAUGAACGUUGAAGGCUUGACCCGAGAAAAUGUGGCGAGCCACUUGCAGAAGUAUCGGCUCUACUUGAAGAGGAUGCAGGGGUUAUCGGGCGACGUUGGGCCGUCGUCUUCGGACCAGCUUUUCGCGUCGACGCCGGUGCCGCAGAGCUUGCAUCAAGAGUCGGGUGGCGGGUCGGGUCAGGCGGGUCAGAGCCACGGGCAUGGAAAUGGGCAAUUUUCGUUUUCUAUGCCUUACCCGCCUAACAUGAUGCCCAUGCCGGUUCUCGGGUUGACCCACGGGCACGGGCACAUGGGCAUGCCGGGUGGUGGGUACCAUGGGUUCGAGUCGCACCAUUACAACAUGGGUUCGAUGGUUUCGUAUCCACAUGGUGCUCCAAAUGACAAAUGAGAAAUCUUUACACAUUAAGUUGAGAUUGUUCAGAUGGACUUCAUCCGAAAAAGCCGUGUCCUUUCCAAGAGGAGUAAAGGCUGAAUGGCUGAUACCCAUUAUUUUUUAAGGUUAUGUUGUCAACUAAAAUAAUUAAUACUGUACCUCUCUACAGAUUGGAAUUGAGCUCUUUUUUAUUUCUUCAUAUGAAAUUGCUUGCUCUUGAUUGAAAGCCUACUUCUUGUAUACUGAACAAACUUGAGUGAGAGUUAAUAGCAUUCUAGCUUGAUGUUAUAUCCCAUAAUUUCAUUUUCACUGUCA
This is a messenger RNA of Prunus mume (Japanese apricot), 988 nucleotides long. It is a transcript of the gene BOA, whose product is annotated as Homeodomain-like superfamily protein. Lineage: Eukaryota; Viridiplantae; Streptophyta; Magnoliopsida; Rosales; Rosaceae. The record is from RefSeq and is a predicted model, not a curated record. Gene Ontology annotation, molecular function: DNA binding; DNA-binding transcription factor activity. Gene Ontology annotation, biological process: regulation of DNA-templated transcription. Gene Ontology annotation, cellular component: nucleus.